Molecule: messenger RNA, 345 nt
Organism: Strongyloides ratti
Lineage: Eukaryota; Metazoa; Nematoda; Chromadorea; Rhabditida; Strongyloididae
Product: DNA-directed RNA polymerase I subunit RPA12
Exons: 2
Coding region: 1-345 (114 amino acids)
Biological process (GO): DNA-templated transcription; termination of RNA polymerase I transcription
Cellular component (GO): RNA polymerase I complex
Molecular function (GO): DNA-directed RNA polymerase activity; nucleic acid binding; zinc ion binding
Source: RefSeq, a predicted model, not a curated record
AUGUUUGCAAGAGAUUCAGAAUUUUGUGGUCGUUGCGGCACAUUUUUAAUUUACCCAUCUUCGGCUCCCUGCAAAGUAGAAUGUCAGCAAUGUUCAACAUCAUGGAAAUUUGAUGCAAUUAAUGGUUUAAAGGUAACGACAGCUAAAACAGUAUACACGAAAUCUAUUGCUGAUUCAGAAAGUGACGGAAAAGAUAAUGGAGAUGCAAUUGUUGAGCAUAUAUGUCCAAAAUGUGAAUUUAAUGAAGCAUCUUAUACAACAUUACAAACUAGAAGUGCUGAUGAAGGUGCUACUAUAUUUUAUACGUGUAUAAAAUGUAAAUAUAAAUGUAUUGAAUAUUCAUAA